Colletotrichum aenigma is the source of this 990-nucleotide messenger RNA. RefSeq names its product Secondary metabolism regulator LAE1. The record is from RefSeq and is a predicted model, not a curated record. Lineage: Eukaryota; Fungi; Ascomycota; Sordariomycetes; Glomerellales; Glomerellaceae. Bases 1 to 990 code for a protein of 329 amino acids. Gene Ontology annotation, molecular function: methyltransferase activity. The transcript is spliced from 11 exons.
AUGCAGGCCCCACCGGACACAGAGAAUCCUAUCAAUGCGGACGACGCGUCCGAGGUUGGAGACUUCCACGAGUCUUCGUCGUUGGCGUCUCUCAGGUCGAGCAUUAUGGAGAGUCAAGUAGAGAAUGGCAGAACUUAUCAUUCUUUAAGCGCAGGGAAAUAUAGCUAUCCCAACGACGAUAGAGAAAGUGAACGUUAUGACUUACAACACCACGUCUGGUUGGUGUGCUUCGACGGCGAAUUGGCACUCAAUCCUGGUCAUAAGACUGCCAAAAGAGUUCUCGACCUUGGAACCGGGACGGGCGUAUGGGCAAUCGACUAUGCGGACGCCUUUCCCGCUGCAGAGGUCAUCGGCGUCGACCUCAGCCCGAUCCAGCCUGAAUGGACACCUACAAAUUGCUUCUUUGAGGUUGAUGACCUUGAGAAGGAAUGGCUAUGGAAAACCCCCUUCGACUUCAUCAUGUGCCGCGGCAUGGCCGGUGCCUUCGCUAACGUACCUGCUAUCAUUCAAAAAGUCUAUGAUAAUCUCACUCCUGGUGGCUGGUACGAGGUCGGUGAUCUCGCCCUCCCCCUCGGUUGCGACGACGACACCGUGUCCAAGGACUCAGCCCUUUGGAAGUGGCACGAUGCUGUUUAUCAAGCAUCGAAGCAAAUAGGUAGACCGAUCGACAGUCUGUCGGUUCACAUGGAUACCAUGAAAGCGACGGGCUUCGUUGACGUGAAGCUCCACGAGUUCAAAUGGCCUCUCAACCCGUGGCCCAAGGACCCGCACCUGAAGAUCCUUGGCGAUUGGCAAUUUCACAACCUAAGCAUGGGCCUCGAAGCAAUCUCACUUGCUCUCCUUACGCGCGUAAUGGGUUGGACCAAGGAGGAGGUCGUCGCACUAUGUGCUCUAGCGAGGAAGGAGCUUCGCAGUCUCAAUAUCCACGCGUACUGGCGGAUACGGUGUGUGUAUGCCAGGAAGCCUGAGACAGGAGAGGAUGAGCAGUAG